UUUUUUUUUUUUUCCCUUUUCCUCCAAUUCUUCUUCUUCUUUUGUUGUUGUCGUCGUUGCUCUUUCCAUCCUUUGUUUUCGCUGCUUUCCGAGGGCGCCGAAUUAUUUGCCCGCUGCCAUUGACUGUUAUUUCAUGUUCGUUUCUUUCCUUCUAAUUUGUUGGAUCGUCCACUAGGUACCUUCGAUCUUUGCGUAUGCUUUGUCUGCCCUGUAAAUAAGGGGACCACUCACAUCGCCGUUUGCCGCAGGCCGCCAUACCGUGCGACUACUUCGUGGAAAAAAACACAAUUCAAUAAGAGAAAAAAAAAAAAUUUCCAACCAACAACUACUUAUACAGUGAUUCACCGUUGAUGACACCCUCCUCUUUCGCCUCUUGACCAAUAAAUCAAUUGUCUUAUCUCUCCACGCCCAACCUUUUCGCCCAACUACGAUUUUGCGAAAAGGAGUUCAGAUAAAAGGGUCAUGACGGCCUCGCCGCCAGGUUCGCCGACAGCUGCGCCGCAGCGACCCUUCAGCGGCGUUCUGCGUACCCCCAGGAGCAACAGUCGGAUGAGCAUGAGCUCGAAACACGGCGGAGGAAGUCGGGCUUCAGAUGAGGAUGGCAAGACGGCUGUCAAAGUUGCUGUCCGUGUCCGACCCCCCUUGAAGCCCGACGACCCGAAUUAUGAGUUAAUCCCGCAACGUUUCCAACGUUCCAUGGUCCACGUCACCACGCCAACCAGCUUGGCCGUGGAUGUUCCGCAGGGUCGCAAGCUAUUCGUUUUCGACCGAGUUUUCCCCGAAACGGUCGACCAGGCCGGUAUUUGGGACUAUCUGAGCGAUAGUGUUACUUCUUUCCUGCAGGGAUACAAUGUCUCGAUUCUGGCCUAUGGCCAGUCAGGUGCGGGUAAAUCCUAUACGAUGGGGACGUCGGGGCCCAAUGAACAGAGUCACCAAGGAAUGGGAAUCAUCCCACGCGCGGCCCAGUAUCUUUUUGAGAGUUUGGAAGGCCCCUCGAAGCACAAUCGCAACAGCUCGACCGGCUUACGGACCCCGGCGCGGUAUUCUAUUAGCUCGGCCUCAAGUUUCAGCAAGGCGAGCAGUGAGAAAACCUGGCAAAUGAAAGCUACUUAUGUUGAAAUUUACAAUGAGCACCUGAGAGAUCUCCUUAUACCGGAUUCAACCCCCACCAGUGAGCGCAGCACGGUUACGAUCCGCGAAGACACAAAGGGCCGCAUCAUCCCCACCGGCCUGCACCAGGUCAACAUCAACUCAAUCGAUGAUCUUCUGGGCGCACUCAACUUUGGCUCGGCCAUUCGGCAGACGGACUCGACUGCAGUUAACGCCAAGUCUUCUCGCUCGCAUGCGGUCUUCAGUUUGAAUCUGGUUCAGCGUAAAUCCCCGAACGGAAUGAACUCCACUAAGGAUAAGCGCAUGUCAAUGCCCGCCGAGAUGCCCUCUGGUUCCGAUCUCUCCGUGACCGUCGAGAGCAAAUUCCAUUUCGUCGAUCUUGCUGGAAGCGAACGGCUGAAGAACACGGGAGCAUCUGGCGAGCGCGCCAGAGAAGGUAUCUCUAUCAACGCUGGUCUCGCUGCCUUGGGCAAGGUUAUCUCGCAAUUGUCUUCCCGUCAAGCAGGCUCUCACGUUUCCUAUCGUGACUCAAAACUGACACGGCUUUUGCAAGACUCCCUCGGCGGCAAUGCGUACACCUACAUGAUUGCCUGUGUGACGCCUGCAGAGUUCCAUCUGAGCGAAACGUUAAAUACGGUUCAGUAUGCACAGAGAGCUAGGGCAAUUCAAAGUAAGCCUCGGAUACAGCAAGUACACGAUGAGAGCGACAAGCAUGCCGUUAUUGAAAGACUCAAAGCGGAAGUGGCCUUUUUGCGACAGCAGCUCCGCAAUGCGGAGGAUAACGAACGGCGCAGCGUCGCCCCGCAAGACCGGGCGGAGCGCCAAAAUGAAAGGGAGGCAGAUCUCCAGAAUCAGCUCCUUGACAUUCAAGAAAGCUACAAUGCGCUCAGUCAGCGUCAUGCUAAACUGAUCUCCGAGCUUGCUAGAGAUUCGGAGACAGAAGAGGGCGCAGUUCCCAACCAUGCCGCCUCGGACAUUGGCAAGAGUUCGAUCGAAAGACUGAAACGGUCCCACUCUUUUGCAGAGUCCGUAGAGCAAGUUGUGCUGGAAUACGAAAAGACGAUCCAGAGUCUCGAGUCUUCCCUUUCUAAUACCCGGUCUUCAUUAUCUGCGACAGAAAGUACACUUCUUGAACGCGAGACCAGAUGUACUUACGUCGAAACAGUCAACACGCAACUCCAAGCGCGAAUCCAAAAGCUUCUCGAGCGAGAGUCCGGCACAGAAAGCUAUCUUCAGGAAUUGGAAUCUAAGCUUGACGGUCAUUCUUCUGGGGAGGAGAAGCAAGCGGCCAUUAUCGCAGAGCUUCGUAAGGAACUGAGUCGCGCGCGCGAAAGUGAAGGAAAUUGUGAAGAUUAUAUCACCACGUUGGAAGAGCGGUUAGCGGAAGCCGACCAAGAUAUGGAACUUAUGCAGCGGGAGGUUGAUCGCCUGGAGCGUGUCAUCGAGCGUCAACGGAGCCUCGGGAAAUUAGAUAAUCUUCUUUAUGAUCUUGAUCAUAGUCAGGAGAACAGCAGCGCGAGGAGGGACUUUCUUGAAGAGACCGAGAUGCUCACACCGGUCAAGCAGCGCUCCCAUCACCAUCAACGGAGAACGGCGUCCCUGGAUGUGUUGACCGAGGCUGUCGAGACUGCCAUACCCGAAUCCGAUGAGGACCUGGGUGAACCUGCCCCCGAGGUUGAGGACGACACCCUCAAAUCGGACCCUGUUGGUGACGCUAACGAGGAUCUCAAAGCGUUGGAAACCGCUACUGAACACCUGGAGACCGAUCACAAUGAACAGGGCCUCCCCGAUCGGACUCCUAGCCCCACUCAAUCCAGGGUCGUUGCGGAUAAGCUAGACACGGUCACCCAGGAGCUGUUCGAUUUGCGCAUGCAGCAUGAAUCUACGAUAAAUGAGUUUGAGUUGCUCGAAGCAAAAUAUGAGCAAGCGCUGAAGCAGUUGGCCGACCUGCAACAGGAUGCCGCGGAUGAGGUUCGCCAUUCUACAUCUGAUGCCCGGCAUCUCAUCUCACCAGCCCCUACUUCGCGACCCGUGUCUUUUUUAGAGGAUCCCAAGGCUCCCGACUCGAAGACUGGAACACAACAGUCGUCCUCGCGAUCACUCUCAUCGGAGUUAUCGUUGGUCGGGGAGCCUGCUGCUUCGCACGAAUCGUCUAACGCUAAGUCUGGGCCCGAAGCAGAAAACCAUGUUGAUACAGUGUCAGAGAACAACGACGCCAAAGCGCAGGAAGUCGAGCAUAUGCGCAGGCUGCUCUCCGAGCACCAAGAAGGUGUCAGUAUCAUGACCCAGAAAUAUGCCGAGCUACAAGCCGAACAUGCUGAGACUCUGAAUCUCAUCGAAUCGCUCAAGGCCGAAAUCCAGAAGCCGAAGGUUUCUCCUCCUACAACACCGGGCUAUAAGCCGGUUAUUCGGAGGAAAACAAGUCAGACCCUGAUGGGAAAUGUCGACAGAGCGAAUCGCUCUCUGGCCGCCUUGCGGAACAUCGCAGUGGAAGAAUUUGAAUCCCGUCCUGACACGAUGCAAAACUUUGAGGUACACCUGGACUCAGCAAUGCAUGAGCUGUACAAUCGUAUGGAACGUAUUCAGGCAUUGGAGGCCGAAAACCAGAGUGUGAAGAAAGAAAUGGAGACGAAGUCGACUAUCAUAUCUGGGCUUACUCGGGAACGUUCCAGUUUGCAGGGUGGUGGUGGUUCCUCAGUAGAUAUGGGCCUCGUGUCUCAGCUGCGUGACCAAGUUGUCCAACAGGAAAACUUCAUCAACGAGCUAAAGGAAGCGCACGAGGCCAGAGAUAAGCUUCUCUUAACCGAAAUAGAGGAGUUGAAGGCUCUUCUCACAACCCAGGAGGCCGCCGCUAAAGCACAUGAUGCGGGCAUUGAGGAGCAAGAUAGAAAGAUCGGUGUCCUUGAGGGUGAACUGACAGAGUGGAAGUGCAAGCACCAGAGCGCCGUGGAAUCCCUGCAAUCUUCCGAGCAGCAGCUUAGUACCACUUUAGCCGAGCUUAACAGUGCCCUGGCCACUCUGGAAGCUAUGCGCACUGAACGGGCAGCUGCUGGUGAAGCGUCAUCCGCAGAGAAGGAGGCUGCCGCAAAAGCUCUGGGAAAUGAAAGGUCCCAGCAACAAGAGCUUGUCGAGAGUCUGAAGCGUGAUAUUGAGCACCAUAAGACUACCGCUGCUACUCACGUGGAUACAAUCGCCUCCCUCGAGAAGUCACAUAGCAGAGCCCAGCAACAGCUGUCUGAGCUCCUUGCAUCAAAGGACGCCAGCGGAAAUGAAAUCGAAGCUCGCCAGAUCCGUGUUUCUGAACUGGAACGGGACAUUGAAUCCCACAAGUCUCUUGCUGAUUCAUACAAGAAGGACCUGGAUUCCCUACAGGAGUCUCACAAAGCAGAGCUUGCCGAGUUAGAAGCACGGGCUAAGGCUGCGGCACAGGCUGAGUACGAACUGCAACUCACGGAGAAGGAUACCGAACAUGACAACGCGAUGAAGGCUCUGAGAUCUGAAAUCACGGAAUCGAGAGAUGAAUUGAUGAAGUUGCUCAAGAUGGUUUCUGAUCUUCUGAACUCGGAUGUCACCGCAGACAAUCUGGCAGAACAGAUCCAAGAUAUUCUCACGCAAAAACAAAAUUUCUCUGAUAAAUAUGCUGAACUGAUGGGUACGAAUGAAGAUCUCCGCAAGCAACUAGAGCUCAAGAGUAACGACGCCGACCGUGUUGACGAGCUUACCAAGAGCAACUCUGACAAAGAAGCGAAGGUGAAUGAGCUUGCUCUCUUGGUCGCCACACUCGAGGAUACUCUCCACCAGAAGGAUGAACAAGUCAAAAAGAAGGAAGCUCUUGUUGCGGAAAUUACCGCUGAGAGGGAGAAGAGCGUUCGGCUUGUGGAGGAGCUCGAAGAGCAGAUCACCAACAGUUUCGACCAACACAACAACCGUGUCUCUGUCAUUCAACAGGAGCGUGAUCAGGCUCUGGAGGAUGCAAAGGCCAAGAUUGUUACUUAUGAGUCCGAUAUCGAAACCUACAAAAUGCGGAUCGAGCAGCUUGAGGUAAGCAGUACCAUGACGACCAAUGACAUGCGGCCGCUAACGAAUCUCCAGCUUCAAAUCAAGAACGGCUCGAGCCAGGAUUCUGCCUCCCACGAUCGGAGCAGCUCUCUUACUUCUAACUUACGGAAGAGCACUUCUGCAACAUCUCUUCCAUCUCCACCACCUGCCAUUCCGCUUCCCCCUCUCCCUACCAUUGCUUCUGCUACCAACGGUACCUCUGGUAGCAUCUCCCCUCCAAGCUCUCGGCACACUAGCAAAGAAUUGGUCAAUACCCAGAUUGUUGAGGAUCAGGAGGCUCGUAUUCGCACCAUAGAAAAGCAUCUCUACGCCGAGAAGCAGCUUACUGCUACACUUGAAGAAGCCCUCGGAGACCUUGAGGCCCAGAGUAACAAGGUUAAGUCCGACUGCGAGGCCUGGAAGAAGAAGGCGUGGCAGCUCGAGGAAGAGCUGACCACUCUUCGCAAAGAACGCAACUCCCAACGCCUCUCACUCCAAGCUGUGGAAGAAGAGAGAAAUGCUCGUCGUGAAGCUGAAGCCGCCAGGGCUCAGCUUGAAGAGCGAAUGAAUGCGCUCAACAAGAAGAAAAAGAAGAGCACUCUGAACUGCUUCUAGUUCCUUUUGCUCCAUACUUCCAUAGAUCUGUUGUUUUGUUGGUUUCUUUAAGACAUGAUGUUCAUUCCCCUGUAUUAUGAAUUCGACGUCGAUUCCCCCUUGUUCGAUUCGCUGAUACCUUUUUUUCUUCUCUUGUUUAUUUGCACCCCUUUUGUCCCAUUCAUCAUCCUCGCGCAUUCCCCCUUCUUUUGCGGUUUUGCAUUACGAUUCCUGCCUUAUGAUGACUCAUUUCGCCGUGGUUGGUUGUUGGCUUAGCCUGAUGUUCACACGUCUAUACAUACUGGAUCUUAGGCUGAACAAAUUGGCGCUGAGUAAUGUGUAUAUAAAGUCCGUCAUAUGACCGCUUUGAAGAGCUCAUGUUCUGUAUUCAUGAGGCUUGUGGCUUUCUUGGCUUUGUCCAUGGUAUUGCUAGUAGCUGACAGUUUGUCUGUAGAGAGUUCUGUAUCGGGCACGAAGAUCCGUGUAGUAGAAUCAGAAUACAACACGUCCAACAUGCUCCUACUUCCAUGAGAAUACUGUUACUCAUGUAGUUCAAAAUAUACACUCCGACCAAGCUGCAAAAAGCUCCAUCC
Aspergillus alliaceus is the source of this 6335-nucleotide messenger RNA. RefSeq names its product kinesin family protein. The transcript is spliced from 4 exons. Gene Ontology annotation, molecular function: microtubule motor activity; ATP binding; microtubule binding. Bases 463 to 5763 code for a protein of 1766 amino acids. Gene Ontology annotation, biological process: microtubule-based movement; mitotic spindle organization. The record is from RefSeq and is a predicted model, not a curated record. NCBI's taxonomy places the organism in Eukaryota, Fungi, Ascomycota, Eurotiomycetes, Eurotiales, Aspergillaceae.